GCUGUAAUCGAUAUCUUAGCUCAUUUGACAUCAACAUUUAGCCUUGCAAAAGGUACCUCAUUUUUGUUUAGUACAUAAGGUUCUUAUUCUAUCAAUCUUAUCACUAAUAGGUACAGACUUCUAAGAUCCCAAGUCGUAAUUCACUAACUACCUGGCACCUCCACAUUCUAACAUUAAGUUCUUUCGGAUACCUAUUUUCGCAAUGUCGUCCGUAGGGCCUCAAUUACCACCGCACCUUUCUAAGCGCAAGCGUACUCCAGAAGACGAAUCGGCAGAUUCUCCUGCCGCAAAGCUACGAGCUACAGAAGGAGCGCAAACCAACCAGGACGAAAUAGAUCUCGAUAGCGAUGAUGGUGAUGAUGGUUAUGGCCCGCCUGCUCCUCAGCCAGCAGCGAAAGCAUCUAUAGGACCUACCUUACCGCCUUCAAACACGGAUGAGAUCAAAUUAGACGACAGCGACGACGAUGACAUCGGUCCAUCUGCUCCACCGCCACCUACGAAUACUCGGCCAUCUAUAGGACCUACUCUCCCGCCCCCAAACCAAAAUGAAAUCCGAUUAGAAGACAAAAACAAUUCUUCCGACGAUGAGGCCGGGCCAGCACCACCUCCAGCCCCCCCAUCCCCAUCCUCAAAACGCGUCCACGGCCCCGCGCCUCCACCCGCCCCUCUCUCCGAGCGACCAACCACAUCCGCCAACUCGGACUCAGACUCGGACGACAACGACGACGACUACGGUCCCGCCCUCCCAACAUCAACCUCCCACAUCCAACGCCAAACCCAAGCCCGCGCCGCCGAAGAAGCCGCUCGCGCAGCCCAAGCAGCCGCCGGCCCCCAGCGCGACGACUGGAUGCUCGCGCCCCCAACCGCAAGCGGCUACCGCGCGCCAGACCCAACCAAGCUCAAAAACCGGCGCUUCGCCAGCGGUCCACGAGCGGCGGCGUCGUCGUCCUCCAGCGCCGCGCCCGGCGGCGAGAUCAGCAGCAUAUGGACGGAGACGCCCGAGCAGAAGCGCAAGCGCCUCGAGGACGCCGUCCUCGGGCGCACCAACGACGCUGCUGCUGCCGCGCAGAUGCGCACCACGAGCAGCAACGGCCGUGCCGCCGGCGCAGACCCUCCGCCCUCGAAAGAAGCCCAGGAGCGCCAGGACCGCGUGCGCAGCUACACCGAGGCCACGCGCGGCCGCAGCCUGUACGAGGAGCACCAGUCGUCGCGCCAAGCGCGCAAGCUGCAGGCCGACGAGGAGGAAGACGAUCCGAGCAAGCGCGCCUUCGACCGCGAGAAGGACAUGAAGCUCGGCGGGCGCAUCGGCACCGCCCAGCGCCGGGAGCUGCUGAAUCGCGCUGCGGAUUUCGGCGGCAGGUUUGCCAAGGGGAAAUACCUCUAACCUAGGGGUUUAUGGUGGUUGUCUGCACAUGAUUGGGUAUAUAGUAUAGGUUAUAGGUUAUAAAAAAGGGAAGUACCUGAAGUAAGAAGCGGAGAGGAUAGAAAUGGAAAAUAGGAAUAUAUUUAAAGCAAAGUUAUGAAGAUACCCAUAUUCACGAACUAAAAGGCUGAGCAGAGCGAGGUCUUUCAUAUAUGGAAUUGCAUCUUAGCUAGCUUGUACUAUAGAAAGUAUGAUACAACAAUACACUCAAGGCCUAAUGUGCCAAGAAUCAAAAUACGGAUUUGAAUAUAAUCCAUUCGUUGCAAUCUGCUUUCUAGCAUUGCUCACUUCCUAGCUUGCGUGUUUGCUAGCUAACAGAGAUAGAUAGAUACAUACAAGGCUCACGCAGGGAAUCCUCCUAAUUCAACGACACUCUCCUCUCCUUUACUCCUUUGACUCUGGGGAACACUAAAAAAAGAUAAUGGCAAACCCU
Molecule: messenger RNA, 1856 nt
Organism: Daldinia decipiens
Lineage: Eukaryota; Fungi; Ascomycota; Sordariomycetes; Xylariales; Hypoxylaceae
Exons: 1
Coding region: 203-1384 (393 amino acids)
Source: RefSeq, a predicted model, not a curated record